Ricinus communis (castor bean) is the source of this 1117-nucleotide messenger RNA. RefSeq names its product bark storage protein A. Gene Ontology annotation, molecular function: catalytic activity. NCBI's taxonomy places the organism in Eukaryota, Viridiplantae, Streptophyta, Magnoliopsida, Malpighiales, Euphorbiaceae. The coding region runs from base 82 to 1029 and encodes 315 amino acids. The record is from RefSeq and is a predicted model, not a curated record. Gene Ontology annotation, biological process: nucleoside metabolic process. The transcript has 6 exons.
AGUAGCACUUCAACAAGCAUCACACUGCUUCCUUACUUCUACUAUAUUUCUUCCUUCAUCACUUGUCUCCAACCAAAGUCAAUGGCGCGAAGAAACAUGGAAAUGGCGGCGGUGCUGCUGCUUGCACUGUUGGCUAUGGCACAACAGUCCAUGCAACAGAGCUUGAAAAACCCUCUGCCUUUAUCAUACCGUAAUAUCAGAACCGACGACACACCAGUAUUUGGCCUCAUCACCACUUCCUAUAGCGCUGAGAAGGCACUUAAUGAGUCUGGUUUCUUCGUUCCUACUUCAUAUACUGACUUGUUCGGAAGAAGAUUCGUGACUGGAACAAUUUAUGGAGCCAAUGUUGUGUAUGUCAGAACCUCAAGCUCUCCAUCGGUACAUGCUGGGAUAACUACGCAAAUUAUGACAGAUUACUUCAACCUUAUAGGAAUUGUUCAUUUUGGAAGUGCUGGAACUACUAAUGAAACUUUGAGCAUUGGCACUGUUUCUGUUCCCCGCCUUGUUGGCUUCACAGGCUCUUGGGAAUGGCUGAGCAAAGACUCAAACGAGCAAGGGCAACUCGUAAUCGGAGAUUUCAAUUAUCCAGAAAAUGGUCAGAAUUUGUUGGGAAGUAUAAAGAUCGAUGAAGUAGAUGUCUAUUACAAGGGACAAAUAGCGUUCAACAGUUAUUGGGUCUACCCUCAUCUAAGUUGGCUAGGGUAUGCCUCGAGGAUCAAGAUCGAGUCGGGAGAUGUUAUUGUUGGAUUGAAUUCUUCCAGUUCUGAUAUCUACGUGAACAACCCUGUAUACAGAGAGUUCCUUUACAAGAAUUUCAAUGUUUCAACUGUUGAUACUAGCAGUGGUGCUGUUGGAUUGGGAGCAAAGUCGAAUAGUCUGAGUUUCAUUUCGUUCCAAGGAAUAUCAAACUCGGCAGGUGCUGGGGACUCCAGCCAGAGUGCUACUGAAUUGGCCAGCAAAAAUGUUGUGGCUGCUGUAAUUAACUUUAUUUGGCAAGCCACUGUGCCCCGCUAUGCUCAUGAUUUCUAAAUUUUCCCUUUUGACUACUAAAUAAGAGAUGUGCCCAAAUGUCUACUCAAAUGGGUUUAUCUUUAUAUUAAAAUGUUUCCUUUAAAAA